CGGGAGGUGUUAGAGACGCUUGGACCGGGGGUUGCUGGAGGCGACUCUUGGUGUUUCGGCAGGACAGGGGUAUCGCAGGGGACUUCAAGCUGUCACUUGGAGCACGACGCACAAGAGGGGUGGGAUUGCAGAGUGGGAAUGAAUGAAAAAAAUGUUUGCUGCAAUUAAGGUUAAGAUCUAACCGCGGUCGCAUGGGAUCAUCAGUUUGCGAGCGGCGACGAGCAGAGAGCAGAACAUGUCGAGGAGGAAAAUCGGAGGAGAGAUCAUCUUCAACAACAUUGCGGCGGUAUGCGACCUAAGAAUAGGCUGUGCAUGUUCAGAUCAGGUCACACCCAAGAGUUCCUGGCGCUUAAAGGCAUGGGUGGCUGCCCAUAUCGAAGAAUUGGAUUUGUUCCGGGGGAAAUGCCACGCAGCGAAAGGCGGCUUUGGACGAGGGUCCAAUUGGGCCCCAGCCACGCUGGCCAAUCAGGUCUCGACACCCCGCCUAACAUGGGGCUGGUCAGCGGGAUGCUGCAUGAUCUGUCACGGUCACUGCAUGUCCCUAUCGAACGUUGAGGUUGCUUUUCGAUACCCGAGGGACACAAACCAGGGCGGUUGCCAAAACUCUCAAAUCCGUCACACCUUGGCCGUGCUUGCGGUCAAAAUAAAAAUUCAAUUUAUUCACGGCAGUCGCCCCAGCCCAAUAUCGAGUGGGCUGACCAUCAUAUCAAUGAUAUCAUACGUACUAUUUAGAGAUGCUGUUUCAAGUCCGUGGAUGUGCCUGGUUUGACCAGAUUGACGGCCCUGCAAGGCUUGUCCAAGUAACAGCU
Messenger RNA from Canariomyces notabilis, 809 nucleotides. RefSeq lists its product as uncharacterized. NCBI's taxonomy places the organism in Eukaryota, Fungi, Ascomycota, Sordariomycetes, Sordariales, Chaetomiaceae. The record is from RefSeq and is a predicted model, not a curated record. The transcript has a single exon. Bases 236 to 769 code for a protein of 177 amino acids.